AUGAAAUACCAGUUUAGUAAGGAAAGUAGUAGGUUUGCUAGAAAGAAGAGCUCACAGAUCCUAAGCAACAAGAAUCAAAUCUACAGAUUCUUAGCGCCAAAUAAUGUAGGAAGGAAAGCUCACGGAUCCGUCGAGUCCAAGCGAGCCGAGCAGCCACCGGUAGGCCGCGCCGUCACGGAAGGCGAUGCCGCCGCUUCCACCGCCUUCUGCCUCGUCCCCGCGCCUGGGGCACCCGCAGUAGGCGCAGAGUGCAGACUGCGCACCGCGCAGGAGCCCUCCCGCCGCCCCGCAGCGCACGCAUCGGAGCUCCGCCGAGACGGAGGCGGCGCCCGAGUCGAAGGCUGCGACGGCGUCGGCGACGGAGGGAAGGGAGGGCGGUGCAUCUUCUGCAGAAGGGCGAAGGUGGCCUCGCGGAGCGAGGACUGGAGGCGGUGGAUGGCAGCGGCUUGGGCAGUUGGGGUUGGCGCUGCGCCCUCGUCUCUCUUCCCGUGGGACGUGACAGAAGCUCAUUUGCGUCGUGCCUGGUCCACGGCAGCAGGUGGCGUUUGGAUACCGGGAAAUGGGAGGUGGGAUAGGAUAGAGAAAUGA
This is a messenger RNA of Miscanthus lutarioriparius, 588 nucleotides long. NCBI's taxonomy places the organism in Eukaryota, Viridiplantae, Streptophyta, Magnoliopsida, Poales, Poaceae. The record is from the annotation of a GenBank genome assembly.